This is a messenger RNA of Patiria miniata (bat star), 984 nucleotides long. RefSeq names its product ficolin-3-like. The transcript has a single exon. NCBI's taxonomy places the organism in Eukaryota, Metazoa, Echinodermata, Asteroidea, Valvatida, Asterinidae. The record is from RefSeq and is a predicted model, not a curated record. The coding region runs from base 1 to 984 and encodes 327 amino acids.
AUGGCUGCCUCCAGAUGUAAACAUUCAUGUGAUGCCGGCCUAGACGCGUGCACGUUUUACGCGGCAGAAAACCGCGCUCUUAGAGGCUUUACAUACCUGAACAAAACUGCGCGAUCUGCCAUCAUCUGCGGACGGGAAUGCAGCAUGGAUAUGCACUGUAUGUCUUUUAACUUUGACGAAGGCACUAAACUUUGUGAGAUAAACCAGGCUACAAGGAAUGAGCAUCCAGGAAACUUCAGUGCAACUCUGGGGAGUUUGUACUAUGAUGCAGAUGAGGACACACCUAUCUACUCACUGAGUGAUUGCUCCUUGAAUCGCUACAGAAGUUGCAAGAUGCUCUUAGAUGCCGGGUGUCGUUUAAGCGGUGUCUACACUAUCAACCCAGAGGGAUUCGGUAAUGGCGGUCUUCGCGUCUACUGUGACAUGGAAACCGACGGCGGGGGAUGGAUCGUGUUCCAGAGGCGACAAGAUGGCAGCGUGGACUUCUACCGUAACUGGGCCGCCUACCAGUCUGGCUUUGGCGAUCUGUCCGGGGAGUUCUGGUUGGGCAACGACAACUUGGUGACUCUGACGUCUGAUGAUUCACAAGGAACAUGGGAGCUACGAGUGGAUCUGAUGGACUGGGAUAACGAGACAGCAUGGGCAAGGUACACAGAUUUCAAACUCUCCUUGGGUAAGUAUAAUCUGAGCUACGAUAAGUACGAUACCAAGAGCACUGCAGGUGACUCUCUGGAGUACAGCAAGGGGUUCCCCUUCACAGCUUUGGGCGCGGAUAAUGACAACUGGCCAUGGAAUUGCGCGCAUUAUCACAAAGGAGCCUGGUGGUUCAAUUCUUGUAUGAGGUCCCACCUUAACGGUAAAUAUUAUCCCAGUCAGCAUGCCGAUGAUGACUGGGGUAUUAAUUGGCACACUGCAUUGGGACAUAUCCAUCCUUAUUCCCUGAAAACAUGUAGCAUGAAAAUACGGGAAGCGGGCGUGAAUUAA